Molecule: messenger RNA, 1147 nt
Organism: Trichoplusia ni (cabbage looper)
Lineage: Eukaryota; Metazoa; Arthropoda; Insecta; Lepidoptera; Noctuidae
Gene: Tbp
Product: TATA-box-binding protein
Exons: 4
Coding region: 222-1145 (307 amino acids)
Biological process (GO): DNA-templated transcription initiation
Molecular function (GO): RNA polymerase II general transcription initiation factor activity; DNA binding
Source: RefSeq, a predicted model, not a curated record
UGACGUUGACACAAAUAUUAAUCGGUGGUGGUUGGAGGUAACUUGUGUUGUCGCUUUACAACAAACUGUAACACGGUGUUUUAACUUAUUAUUUGAAACACUGGCGCAAAAAAUUAAGUUCCAUUAUAUAUUAUAUGAAAAACUGGCAUAAACUUAAUAAAUUGGACGAAGUUCGACGUUGACUUGUUACUUAAAAUCGAAGUUAGAAAACAAACAGAAAAAUGGAUCAAAUGCUACCAAGCCCGUAUAACAUACCUGGGAUAGGCACUCCUUUACAUCAGCCUGAAGAGGACCAGCAGAUCUUGCCAAAUGCUAUGCAACAGCAGCAUCAGCACCAACAACAGCAACAACAACAUUCCUUAGCUGCGAUGGGUUCAUCACCACUUGUCGGAUUCGGCUCAUCAUUAAUGGGAACUCCUCAAAGAUCAGUUCAUACUUACGCACCAGCCGCCAGUUAUGCCACACCUCAACAAAUGAUGCAGCCUCAGACACCACAAAACCUUAUGUCACCGAUGAUUACAAGUGGCAGCUUGGCUGGCCAGCAGAUGCUCAGUCAAGCCAGUCCAGCACCCAUGACACCCAUGACUCCACAUUCUGCAGACCCUGGCAUUUUACCACAAUUACAAAAUAUUGUAUCAACUGUCAAUCUAAAUUGUAAAUUAGACUUAAAAAAAAUUGCUUUACACGCAAGAAAUGCAGAAUAUAACCCAAAGAGAUUUGCUGCAGUUAUUAUGAGAAUACGAGAACCCAGGACUACAGCUUUGAUAUUUUCAUCAGGCAAGAUGGUGUGCACUGGUGCCAAGAGUGAAGAAGAUAGCCGACUAGCGGCCCGAAAAUAUGCAAGAAUUAUACAGAAACUUGGUUUUACAGCAAAAUUUUUAGACUUUAAAAUCCAGAACAUGGUUGGAAGUUGUGAUGUAAAGUUCCCGAUUAGGCUUGAGGGCUUGGUACUCACACAUGGUCAGUUCAGUUCUUAUGAACCCGAACUAUUCCCUGGACUGAUUUAUAGAAUGGUAAAACCAAGAAUAGUAUUAUUGAUCUUCGUGUCUGGAAAGGUGGUCCUAACAGGAGCAAAAGUACGAGAAGAAAUUUAUGAGGCCUUUGAUAAUAUAUAUCCCAUAUUAAAAAGCUUUAAAAAGCAAUAAUG